AUGCGUUUGCAACACAUUUUCUCGGCGACACUGCUGGUGUCAACGACGUCAGCAAACUUAUCUGAGCAAGUCGACCUUUCAUACAGCACAUACAAGGGUGUUGCGCUAUCCAACGGUGUAACACAAUGGCUUGGAAUGAGAUAUGCAGCCCCUCCUGUGGGCAAGUUGAGAUUUAUGCCACCGCAAGAUCCUCCACGGACAUAUGGUGUUCAGAUGGCAGAUACGCACGGGUAUUACUGUCUCGCGACUGGUCACUCACCAACAGAAAACACCACAUCAGAAGAUUGCCUCUUUGUGGACGUGCAAGCUCCGUCCAACGCGAAGCCAGGAUCACUACCCGUCUUUCUGUACAUCCAAGGAGGUGGCUUCAACCUCAAUUCCAAUGCCAACAUCAACGCCUCCGGCCUGAUAGAAGCCAGCGGCCACAACAUUGUAGUCGUCAGCUUCAACUACCGCGUCGGACCCUACGGUUUUCUCACUGACGGUAAAGACAUCAAGCCCAACAAUGGCCUCCGCGAUCAAGAAAAGGUCAUGCAAUGGGUGCAAAAGUACAUUUCAAAAUUCGGCGGCAACCCCAAGCACGUUACACUGGGCGGCUCAUCCGCCGGCGCUGAGAGUGUCAUAAUUCAUCUCACUGCGAGGAAUGGCACCAACAAGGGAUACUUCCAUGCUGUGGCUGCGGAAUCACCGUCAUUCGCUACCACCUUGACCAUCCCAGAGUCACAAUACUUGUACCGCCAUUUUGCGACUAGACUCGGCUGCGUGGGUUCCGACAGCUUGGCCUGUCUGCGCAACAAGACUGCUCGGGAGUUGCAGGAGCAGAACUUCAACAUCCCUCUGCCGCUGGCAGCCAACCCGCCUAAUUACAUGUAUGUACCUUGCAUUGACGGCGAGUAUCUACCGGAUUAUACGUACCGCCUGAUUCAAAAUGGCCAAUUCAUCAAGGUUCCCUCGAUUUUUGGGGACGACACAAAUGGCGGGACCAAGUUUGCACCCAGAAACACGUCGACGCUUGCUGAGAGCAAUACCUACAUGCUGGACAACUACCCGUUCCUGACGCUUGACCUCAUGGAAGAGAUGAACAAGAUGUAUCCUAACCCGAAUACGACGUGUCCAAAUCCAGGCUGCUACUGGAGACAAGCCAGCAAUACGUACCAAGAGGUGCGGUACAUGUGUCCCGCAUUAGCAAUGACAUCUGCGCUUGUCAAGGCGGGCAUCAAGAACUCGUUUGCUUACAGGUGGAAUGUCGAAGACCCAGAGCAAAUGGCGCAAGGCCUCGGCGUUCCUCAUACAUCAGAGUUCGAUGCCAUUUUGGGGCCAGACUACGCUUCGAGUCCGCCGGCGAGCUACCAAAAGGGGGGAAUCAACUACCCAGCAUCACCGGUGAUUCAGAAAUACUGGACAAAUUUUAUUCAGCAUCAUGAUCCAAAUGAGGGUGGUGACUCUGAUGUGAAAGUUGCAAAAUGGACGCCUUGGUCGAGUAGGGCGCAAGAUCGCGUUGUCUUCCAGACGGGCGGGAAGACUGAGAUGGAGCCUUUUGGAGAUGCGCUGAAUAAGCGUUGCGCGUUUUGGGCCAAGUAUGGUGUGAAGUUGCGGACGUAG
This is a messenger RNA of Pochonia chlamydosporia 170, 1602 nucleotides long. Its product is annotated as alpha beta-hydrolase protein. The transcript has 2 exons. The record is from RefSeq and is a predicted model, not a curated record. NCBI's taxonomy places the organism in Eukaryota, Fungi, Ascomycota, Sordariomycetes, Hypocreales, Clavicipitaceae. Bases 1 to 1602 code for a protein of 533 amino acids.